UCCUUUCUUUUCUGCUACCAAAGUACAUGCUGACUUCUCAUUAGAAAUGCCACAGCUGUCACCCUGUACUGAGAUACAGCAACGAACCCAAGGCAAAAAGGAAUGACAAAAUGUAAAAAAGGUAAGACUUUAAACAAAUACAACUUUAAUAAUGCUUUCCUAUUUCCUCUUAGCAUGGGCUGGUUAUUCUGUACAGAAGAGUUAUUUCUUUUCCCCGAAAGUCACUGUGAUAACAAGGGCUAGGAAUACAUGUUUUAAAUGAAAGCUGAGGAUAAUGAAAACACACAGGGUCAGAAGCUGGGGGUUUAUGGAAAACAUCAAACACGACGUCUCGUGAUGGAACAAUACGAAUUAUUAAGACUAAAUAAUCAUAAAAAGAACCCUGCAAUUUUCCAUCUGUUCAAGGCGGACAAUGCUUUGUUAGUUUUAGUGUACAUUCCUUUGUUCAGGCAGAAAGAUCCUCACCACAAAAGCUCUGUUAAUAGGCCAGAAGCUCUCAGUUUGAAAUUGACAAGAUUAAGCUUCACCUAACAGUGCUUAAACAAUGUUUAACAUAAUGAAAUACACAGAAAAAGUAAAAAAAUAAAACCUUUGAGGCUUUAUCACACCACAGUGGACUUCAGAGAUGCUGAUUAUGAGAUUGCGUUUGUACUAAAACAAUACAUUAAUUACCUGGAGAGGCUUGAAGUGAGGAGAAAGAUUGCAAGAGUGGAUUAUCAAACCCUCAGUCCUGACAACACUUGGAGCGAGACCUUUUAAGUGCUUGGCCACCUAUGUAGGUUUGUGCUACAUGGAGCUCUUAGUGGGUGUUGAGAGUCCUUCUUGGUGCCAAUAUCUAUCUUUGAGUGUCUUAUUCCUUUACAAAUCACCUGUUAUUUUGGCUUUUUCACACGGGGCUUGAACCUCAGUAAAAAAUCGACAAGAAAUCUGAAGAAACUGCCAACCAGACUGCGACUUCUUUCUUGAUGUUACAGCCCAGAGCAGGCAUGAAGACAUGUCAUGAAAAGAAAACCCAAAGCAUGAAGACCUUAAGUCCAUAUGUAUAUCUAAAUGUGUAUUUAUACAUGAGCUACCCUGAUUUAGCCAUUCCCUGCAAUGGUUCUCUGGUAUGGAAAAUGCUGACUGGAGCAACUCAGUAAAAAGGCAAUAUCUGAAGCACAGCGCUCACAGAAUUAACAACGGGUGCACUGCCUUCAAAACAACUUUUAUACAUGCUUAGAUUAUGCAUGUGCUCAAAUGCAUGGAUGACUGGAGUCUAUAAUUAAAAGUUUACUAUUAAAGUAAGUUUUGUACUGUAACGAACAAUACACUCCCUGAAACAGCAGACUAGAGACUCAGAAACAAAAAGAAGUAUUACCAUUUUAUUGAGGAUCACCUUAUGAAUUUUAUGCAUGAAAUCCUUUGUAGACACACCUGGAACUGCAAUAUUCAGUGGUCAAGAACCAAACGUGUCUGGGGAAGAAAUGAAAUCCUAUGUGUUUCUGCCCAGUUUAAAAGGGCAGCCAGCAGAACAGGGAUUACAUGGGGAAAACAGAAGCUAAAAUAUAUUAUUUUUCAGCCUCGAUGACAAUUAGUUUGCCUUAGAACCAGCUAUUCAUGCUCAGAUAUUUGCAUUAGGCCGUGCGGAUUGAGGUCAUCAUUUCUAUUCGACAAGUGACAACGCACUCCUGCGGCAGGUCAUGCAGGAGAGCAGACUGUAAUUAUUGCUGUUUAUCUCCAACAAAGGGCACUUAUCUCGGUGCAGCACUGGAUGCUGCUGUCACAUUUUCUGUUAGCAAUGCACGUGGUUACGAACCUCUGUUUGCUGCUGCCUGAGAGGAAACGACUCUAGUAAAGCACUGCAGUGAUCCCGAACUUGCUAAAACAAACAAAAAACACUGCUUUAUGAAAGGAUUCUACAAAAAAAAUCAGUUCCUUUAUACAGAGAAAACGCUCUGUUUUAAAGAUCUACCUAUUAUUGGCUUGUGGGAAAUGCCAGCCACGCACAGGCUUGUAGCACCUGCACAUGGCAGUACACCCAGCCGCCAGGAAGGCCUCGCCUCGCUUUGCCCACACAGAAGUCAGCGCCUCUCAGCGCACGUGCACUCACACCGCCUCGUCAACCACCGCGGUGCCAAGGCCGCAGAACCGGGCUCCCACAAAACCCGCCAAGGAAAGAACCGCUGACAUUCUCUACGCUAUACACACGUCGGCCCGCUCUGCGCCAAACUCCGGUUUGGCGGAACCGAACCCACAGGCCACCGCCGCCCGCGGAGCCCCCGCGCUGCGGCACCCCGCCCUCAGCCGGCACCGGAAGCGGCGGGGCGCGCACCGGAAGAGCCGGGCUCUGCGUGCGGCGGCGGCCGGCGGCGCUGGAUGUGCAAAGGUUGGAUGUGGAAUUGGCAUUGCUUUCUGUCAGAGACAGCCUAUUCAGGAGAGCUGAAACAAUGAAG
Molecule: messenger RNA, 2432 nt
Organism: Gallus gallus (chicken)
Lineage: Eukaryota; Metazoa; Chordata; Aves; Galliformes; Phasianidae
Gene: RAMAC
Product: family with sequence similarity 103 member A1
Exons: 2
Coding region: 2006-2422 (138 amino acids)
Biological process (GO): RNA 5'-cap (guanine-N7)-methylation
Molecular function (GO): RNA binding
Source: RefSeq, a predicted model, not a curated record